Staurois parvus is the source of this 361-nucleotide messenger RNA. Lineage: Eukaryota; Metazoa; Chordata; Amphibia; Anura; Ranidae. The record is from the annotation of a GenBank genome assembly.
GGAUAUGUGACAGUGUGGCGAUCUGUCACACCAGGAUUCUCAACUAGGCAGGUUGAGGGGCUCCACAGGGUUGAUGUAUUGCAGAGGAAACUGGCUUUUCGGUUUCCGCAUUUAUUCCUUAAGUCCGUUUUGGGAUCUGGAGCCUGGAGAUUUCAAAGAGAUCUGGGAGGGAUGAAAUCUCCAAUCCUGGGACCAGGUUUUGGGAAUGGCCAGGACACUGAUUGCACAGGUGUGCAUGGCUCUUUCGUAGAGUCCGGACCAGGGUUCUGGGCUCCACCUCAGCAAGACAGGAGUCAGGAGGGCUCCACCCCGGCAGGCAGGAGGUCAAUGCCUUGAAGUCAGGUGGACCUAGGAGAGGUGG